GACUCAAGUAAAAUAAAUCUAACGGCUGAGAUAUUUUUGCUUGAUAAGCAGGGAAAAUAGAAUAUAUUAUUAUAUAAAUUUAGGGUUACCAUUUCUUCAUCCCCUUUAUAUACACAAGACCACAUUUUCUCCAGAAUCCUCCAUUACUCUUCUUCUUCUCAACUUGUGAAUCUUGACAACUUUGUUGGAUUUUUCCAGAAGCAAUCAUGGUUAAAGGUCCAGGACUCUACACCGAAAUCGGCAAAAAAGCCAGAGAUCUUCUGUACAAGGACUACCAAGGAGACCAGAAAUUCAGUGUUACCACUUACUCUUCAACCGGUGUUGCGAUCACUACAACCGGGACAAACAAAGGAAGCGUGUUUUUGGGAGAUGUUGCUACCCAAGUGAAGAACAAGAACUUCACUGCUGAUGUCAAAGUUUCCACUGAUUCUUCUCUGUUGACCACUCUUACCUUUGAUGAGCCUGCCCCUGGACUUAAAGUAAUUGUUCAGGCUAAGUUACCUGAUCACAAAUCUGGAAAGGCUGAGGUUCAGUAUUUCCAUGACUAUGCUGCUAUCUCCACCAGCGUUGGAUUCACAGCUAGCCCGAUUGUCAAUUUCUCCGGUGUGGUUGGAACCAAUGUUUUGGCUCUUGGUACUGAUGUGGCCUUCAACACUGAAUCUGGCAACUUCAAACAUUUCAAUGCUGGUUUGAACUUCACCAAGGAUGAUUUGAUUGCUUCCCUCAUUCUGAAUGAAAAAGGUGAGAAACUGAACGCAUCCUACUACCAGAUUGUGAACCCAUUGACCAACACUGUGGUUGGAGCUGAGAUUAGCCACAACUUCACGACGAAAGAGAAUGCCAUCACUGUCGGGACUCAACACGCAAUUGACCCAUUGACCACAGUGAAGGCACGAGUGAACAAUGUUGGUGUGGCUAACGCACUGAUCCAACAUGAGUGGCGUCCAAAGUCGUUCUUCACCGUUUCUGGAGAGGUUGAUUCUAGGGCGAUCGAGAAGAGUGCUAAGGUUGGGAUUGCUCUCGCUCUCAAGCCUUGAGAAGAUACCACCAAAUGGGCCCUGAUGUGGGUAGAAUAGUUAUUUCGUUUUCGUCUUCAAAUCUUUGGACAAAUCUCUGUCUGGUUUGCUAAACAAUCUUUCAUUUGUUUUUUUUGUUCGGUGUUGGGAUUUUGUAGAAAAUAAAAGAAGAAAAAAAAACUAUUGAAAGGAUCAUCUCUUGAAGAUGAAGAACCAUUAAGAUCCUUUUUACUUAUUCUCUCUUUUUAUUCUCUGUAUGCUAAAAAUACUCUGCUCCACUUCCAAGUUCUUUAGUGGAUUUUUCUGAGAGAUUCUUACA
Arabidopsis lyrata subsp. lyrata is the source of this 1335-nucleotide messenger RNA. RefSeq names its product mitochondrial outer membrane protein porin 3. Gene Ontology annotation, molecular function: voltage-gated monoatomic anion channel activity. The coding region runs from base 207 to 1037 and encodes 276 amino acids. Lineage: Eukaryota; Viridiplantae; Streptophyta; Magnoliopsida; Brassicales; Brassicaceae. The transcript has 6 exons. The record is from RefSeq and is a predicted model, not a curated record. Gene Ontology annotation, biological process: monoatomic anion transmembrane transport. Gene Ontology annotation, cellular component: mitochondrial outer membrane.